CACCUCCACCUGGACCAAUACAAUGACGGCUUCGAAACUGCCACAUAGGAGUAUCAUCAAAACAGGCAUAUUUAUCCAGAAAUCCGGUACACAACACACAGAAUUCUUCCAGUAUGAUGACUAAUUCAUCGGUACGAAAACUUAUCUUUUCCACGAUGUCUUGGCAGAUUAUAUUUUUGAUCUUUACUACUGGGAUUACACUCAUAAAUGUUUCAAUGGCGCAUUCGUGCAAUAAAAAUCGGUUAUGCCAGCUACUGUGUUGCGGAGACGUACGUUUACCUGACGUCAGACUUGAAUGCGAUAAGAGCUGUAACGAAUGCAAAACGAACAAUUCGGUUGGUGACGUAUGUGAACGAAUGAAGCACAACGGUCAACUGCGCAAAUGCAAUUCGGAUUUUACAUGCGCGGUUAAUUGCAGACAAGAGUGUGACGUCGUAGAAAGAGAAGGUAAACAGGAAACACUGUUGCUUGUUCAAUGUGUUUAGGCUGUUAAUAGGUUAUUCUGGAAUCGGAUAAAGGUACUGCGGUUGACACUAGGCUGUAUCAAGCAACACUAAGAAUUAAUAGAUCAAACACAUAUGAAGAAGAAGAUAAUAUGCCUAAAUAAUGACGAUAAUGGUAAUGGUGUUGCAUGAUAAUGAAAAUGAAGAUGAUAAUGAUGAUGAUGAUGAUGAUGAUGAUGAUUAUGAUGUUGAUGAUGAUGAUGAUGAUGAUGAUGGUGGUGGUGGUGGUUCAAUAAACUGGCAACGUGUGACCUGGUCUAAUAGUUGUGGACCGCUGCACACAAAAAAAAGGCACCAUAAAAGUAAUUUUACAGAAUAGAAAUGUACAGAUUAAUGAAUCUAAGGGGACAUCAAUCUAUUAUUAUUUCAACAGCGAAUGGGUCUCUUUAAAUGUAUUGAAAGCAGACAAAAAAAAACUUAGCAUAGACAAAUGAAAACAUCUGAAAUCUGAUUGUCGAAUCAUUGAAAUAAUUCAAAAUACUUAUGACCAGUUACAAGAAGUCAAAUGCAAAAAAACAAUGGACUAAACAAAAUACCAACAUAAAAGAGGCUUUCAUUGAUGGAGCCAAUAAUAUUAACACAAACUAUAUAAAUAUACACACAAAGAUAUUAUUUCUGUUAUAAAAAACGGCCUUAAAGGAAUAAGUGAUAAAAUUAAUUUUUAAAACAAAAUAUCAGGCAUACAAAAAUAAAUAUGCCUAUAAACAAUUAGCUAUAUACAAUAAAUAAUAUUAUACAGUAAUAAUAUUCAACAGAUAGCAUGUCAUCAAUGUGAAAUUAUUUAUAGAAAAUUAUUCAAAUGAAGUAAAAAUGAUGAUGACUAGGAGAAAAAUAUAUUGACAUUGGAAGUCUAAUUAAUACCAAGUGUUAGUUUUAAGUUAAUGGUAAGUUAAUGGUUAC
Molecule: messenger RNA, 1403 nt
Organism: Anneissia japonica
Lineage: Eukaryota; Metazoa; Echinodermata; Crinoidea; Comatulida; Comatulidae
Exons: 4
Coding region: 114-485 (123 amino acids)
Source: RefSeq, a predicted model, not a curated record